Sclerotinia sclerotiorum 1980 UF-70 is the source of this 174-nucleotide messenger RNA. RefSeq lists its product with no specific name. The transcript has 2 exons. Bases 1 to 174 code for a protein of 57 amino acids. Lineage: Eukaryota; Fungi; Ascomycota; Leotiomycetes; Helotiales; Sclerotiniaceae. The record is from RefSeq and is a predicted model, not a curated record.
AUGAGUGGGAGGUUGAAGGAUCAAGAAAGAUCAAGGGAGGUUGCGAAGGCGGCUGUGCCAGUCUGUGAUGGAUGUGGCCCCCUGCAGGAAAAGGUACGAAGCUUAGAGGGAACCAAGAAAGCAACUACAUAUAACGGUACAGACCGUUUUCGAGAAUUCUUGGUGAAGGUGUGA